Candidula unifasciata is the source of this 3051-nucleotide messenger RNA. NCBI's taxonomy places the organism in Eukaryota, Metazoa, Mollusca, Gastropoda, Stylommatophora, Geomitridae. The record is from the annotation of a GenBank genome assembly.
AUGUCAAAAAGACCAGCGGGAUAUUCAACUUCGCCAUUGCCGUCAUCUUUAGGAAUAGCACCCUUGCUUCUUUUCAUAAUUCUAGUCAACACAUCAACCACAUCCUAUGGGGAGCCAAUAAAAGUUCGUAUUCACGCCAUCAUACCCAGUCAUUUUGCUAUGACCACAGAGCUAAGUCGAGAGUUCCACAACGCCAUGCUUAAUUUCCGACGCGACUCCAGAAAUCAUAAAUUCAGGUCCUUAUUCAAUCCAGAAGGGGACAUAACCUUCGUUACCGAUGACACCCCAAGGGAGAUUAUGGACGCGUUUUGCAAAGGGAUAUUGGCGAAGCAAGUGACCACCAUUCUGAACAUUAAUAAUCCUCUAGGAAUCCGCAGAAGGACGAGUUCGAACGAGUACAUCGUGGAGCUGGCCGGCUAUCUGGGGAUACCAAUGAUUUCCUGGGAUUCUCAGUACAGUGGAUCAUCUCAGACAGAGAAGAUCCUGCAGUUAGCGCCCACCAUCGAGCAUCAGGCCUCAGCUAUCGUCAGUCUACUGGAGCGAUACAACUGGACAAGUUUCUCCAUUAUUACAUCCCAAGUUGGCGGCGACGCCCAGUUUGUGGCUGUCGUGGAAAGUCUGGUGGAGAUGAGAGGACGCAAAACUGCAGGGAUAGGUGGGGAAGUAAAGGCAGACAGCUUGGAGAUUCUGUCCACACUUCACAUCAGGCAUCUGGACGAUGUUAGACCCAUGUUGGAGAAACUUGUCGGCACAGACACCAGAGUGUUUCUUCUUCACUCCAGCAGCCGAGCCUCAUACGACAUUAUAGAAACGGCCUCAAAACUCGGCCUUACGGGCAAGGACUACGUGUGGAUUCUCACCAGGUCAUCGAUACCCAUAGGCAAAUUUGGAACAGACAGUUUUCCUGUAGGUCUACUCGGGAUUAGCUUUGAGUAUGACCUGGACGCCAUGAAGCGAGCUGUCCGGGCAGGGGUCAAGACGUGGCUCCAGGCUAUGCUGGACUUGUUCAACGAGCCCCACGUGGAGUUUAACGAGAAUGGAACCCUCAAGAACACCGAGCUUCUCGUGGUGAACCUGCAGUGGCACGACAGUCAACGAGAGAAGACAGAGUGGGUCGAGGUGGGCCGAUGGGUUGGUCGAGGACUGAUCAUGAGGGACAUCACCUGGCCGGGUGAGUCUUCAAUACCACCUACAGGCAAACCUAAACGAGCUUUUCUGAGGGUGGCCACUCUAAAUGAGCUUCCAUACGUCAUCUAUCGGUUGCCUCGGGAAGACGGUCAGUGCGAGGAGAACGCUCUGCCUUGUCGGGUCUAUCAAAGGGACACCAAUAAGAAUCUCAUCAGCAACAUGACCGUUGGGAGAUGUUGUGUGGGACUCAGCAUGGAUCUGCUGAAGAUCUUCAGCACACAGUUGAACUUUGACUUUGUCUUGACGGAGGUCGAGGACGGCAAAUGGGGAAGUAUUAAUAAGGAAACAAAGACUUGGAACGGGCUGGUGAAAGCGUUACUGGACAACAAGGCAGAUGUUGUGAUGACGGCUAUGAAGAUCAACCCCGAAAGAGCGGAGACCGGCAUCAAGAUUAUUGUAGCCUUGAGAGAGGGCGCCAUUUCUCCCACCGCCUUUUUAGAGCCCUACGACUACGCCUCUUGGUCCUUCAUCCUCAUCUUCAGCGUCCACGCAACCGGAGCCUCCAUUCUCAUCUUUGAGUGGCUGAGUCCUUACGGCCUCAACAUGGGACAAACUCCAAAGCGAGAACACAGGUUUUCUCUGUUCCGGUCAUUUUGGUUGAUCUGGUCCAUGCUGUUUAGCACCUCCGUUCGCUUCCUGGCCAACAUCUGGGCCCUCUUUGCGCUCGUCUUCCUGGCAUCCUAUACGGCCAACCUGGCUGCUUUCAUGAUCACCAAAGAGGAGUUUUAUGACCUAUCUGGCAUCAAAGACCAUCGGCUUCAGAACCCAUAUACAAUGAACCCCCCUUUCAAAUAUGCAACUGUUCCCAAUGGAAGCACGGAGGCUAACAUCCGAGCGAACCACAAGGACAUGUACAACUACAUGAAACCAUACAACCAGCCUGAUGUUGACGCCGGCAUAGCGGCCUUGAAAACUGGAAAGAUACAAGCUUUCAUCUACGACUCAUCAGUUUUAGAGUACUACGCCUCACGUGACCCACAAUGUCGGUUGGUUACUGUAGGAAACAGGUACGCCAUGACCGGGUACGGAGUGGGGUUUCAACCCAGUCUUCCCAGUCACUGGAUUGACAAAUUUAAUCGUGUCAUUCUCAGACUCCAGGAAACUGGUGAGUUAGACCGUCUACAAAAGUUCUGGCUGGCCGGAGCUUGCAAAUCAACAAAGGAGGCAAAUUUAUCCAACCGAACUUUAGGUAUCAUUAACUUCACGUCUGCCUUCAUUCUCCUGGGAUCUGGCAUUCUGCUCGGUCUGGUUAUCCUGUGCUUGGAGCACUUGUACUUUAUCUUCUGGAGAAAAUACCUCCGGGUUUUGGAUAAAUGUGAUUGCUGUUCCCUGGUGUCAUUGAGCAUGGGCAAAUCACUGCAGCUGUAUGAUGAGGACAGCCUGUAUGAGGACGGUCGAGGCCACUGCAAGGACCCACAUUGUGAGAGACAGACCUGGAAGCUGAGAUACCAGCUGGACAUGGCCUUGCUGAAAAUCAACAACCUUCAACACAACCUGAGAAACAAUCGUAUCUCUACAGUUUGCAGAGACACAUAUUUUGGAGACACCAGUUUAUCAUAUACUGAUAUCAUCAGCGGAAAUGGAAAUUGUCACAGUGAAAACUGGAAUUCCCUCUGUGACAAUGGGAAGUCUCUCUGCGACAACGGAAAUUCCGUUUGCGACAACAUCCUUACUUGUUACGACAGCUGCUCCUACCAAUCCCCAGUUCACAAACUACGAAGAACGCCCAGUUACACAUCUGCAAUUGGGGGUAGCAUGAACUCUGACCUCACCGGGGUCACUCCCACCCACGGCCCUGCCAAAUUCGGCCAUCUUGAUGAUAGCCGGUACUCUGUUGUUAGCAGCAGCAAUGCACUCACGUGA